AGUUGCCCCCUCUCUCUCUCUCUCUCUCUCUCUCUCUCUCUCAAACACUUACGGCUACCCCACCCUGAUCUUUUGAGUGGAACCUCAAGCAGAGAAGUAGCUUCUCUUUUAGGGAAGAGAAAAGGCUAGAGAACAACCCCUUUUUCUUCUUUUUUUUCUCUCUCUCUUUCUCUCUCUCUCUCUCUCUCUCUCUCUCUCUCUCCUUCUCUCUCCUUUUAGCAUCUCUGUUAUCAGCAGCAACCCUUUGUUUGAAACCCUAAUUGAUCUGAACCCAAAAAUAGUAAAAAAGAAGAGGGGCAGAAGAGCUAGCUAGCUUUCAUAUGUAUUUUUGAAACAGUCUCUUUCUGCAACCAUCAAUUUCCGUAGGCUGUUUAUUCUCUUCUUCACGCAUACCCUUUUGCAGCUCCCAGAUAAAGCACAAGAACCAAACCAAACCAAAGCACUGUACUCCUUUGCUUUGCAGAUCUCACAGAGCUAGCUUUCAUAUAUGGCUUCUCAUAGUUGGUACUUUCUCAUCAGCUUACCUCACAGUUUCAGCUCUCUGUUUCUCUCUCCUCUUCUUAAUUGAGCUUUGUAUUUUAAGUAACCAAAUAUCUCUCACCUCCUCCAUAUCUUUGUCCCCCUUCACGUCUUUCCAUCUCUCUCUCUCUCUCUCUCUCUCUCUCUCUCUCUCUCUCAUGGAUUCUGGUAGUGGAAGUAUGCAGUCCUCCAGCGGCGGCGAUGACGAGUACGACUCGCGGGCCGAGUCAAUCUCCGCUCUACUGAGUAACCCACCGAGUCAACUCGGCCACAUGUCUAGCCACGCACCGCCACACCACCACCACCACCACCACCACCAACAAACCCAUCACCACCUAGACCCUCUAUCAAACAUGUUCGAUCCAUUAUCCUCCAGGCUCACGAACCCGAACCCGCUUCUCAAUUUCGACAUGGCGUGGUCCAAAACCCUAAGAUCCGACCCGAAUCCCACCGAUCUCGGUGGCCUAAGCCAACCCUUUUUGACCAACCCCAAUAUUAAUCAAUUAGGACAAAGCAGAGGCGGCGGCGGCGGCGGAGGCGGCUCGUCUACUUUUGCGGCUCUUCAGAUCCCGCAUGAUCACCAAAACGUUUCGGCUUCUUCUUCGGCUCCAAACAACCAAACCCACAACAUCAACAGUAACAGCAACAACAACAACAGCAACAGCAACGGAGUCGUUCGGAACCCGAAGAAGAGGUCGAGAGCGUCGAGGCGCGCACCGACGACUGUGCUGACAACAGACACCACAAAUUUCAGAGCCAUGGUUCAGGAAUUUACAGGUAUCCCUGCUCCUCCAUUUACAUCCUCCUCGCCUUUCCCGAGAAGCAGACUGGAUCUCUUUAGCUCAGCUGCUGCCGCCUCUGCCCUCAUGAGAUCAGCUGGAGGAGGAGGAGGAGGAGGAGGAGGAGGGGGUUUGGGUUUGGAGCCUUCACCUCCUUCUUACCUUUUGAGGCCUUUUGCUCACAAAGUCUCUCACCAACCACCAUCUUCUUCUUCCAUUCUUGAUCAUCCAAACUUACCCUCAACUAAUUCAAGUGCCACUAACCACCACAAUAAUCUCCUCAAUAUGCAGCAAAACCCAUCACCCUCCUCCUCCGCAGUUCUUAAUUUCCAGUCCCUCUUUCAACCCCAACAUCAGCAGCAGCAGCCUAAAUACUCACUGCCCAUUAAUUCUCCGAAUGAUCUCCUUGCCUCCAAGACACCUCACCACCACCAUCACCAAGGCUCUUUGGACCAUUUUGGCUUGACCCAGCAGCAGCUCAAUGUGCUUCCCAACAACAUCGUAUCCUCCUCGGAUGCCGCGCUCUCGAGGCACGACAGUAAUUCCAACUGGGGUAACGGAACAGGGCCCAGCAACAACAACAAGACCAACAUUGACAACAACAAUGUUGAUCAUCAAGGUCUGAUGAGAUCCAUCAAUGGGAAUUACGGCAACGGGAAGCUAAACUACUCUGCUGGUUCUUCGUCCAAUAAUAUUAUCCAUGGCGAUAAGGCGCAGGAUCAGAAUGUGGCUGCCGCUGCUGCUAGAAGUGAAGGUAUGGUAGAAUCAUGGAUUUGCUCCUCAGAUUAGGCUUUUACACCCCAAAUCAUGAGAAAAGUUUCACAGAAUCUUUGUGUUUGUCUUAACCAUGACCACGACCAACAUAAUUGAACACUUUUUUUUUUUUUUCCUUCUCUUUUUUGUUUCUCCUUUUCUAGUUAAUAUUUGUAUGUAAAUAAUACUCUCUCUCUCUCUCUCUCUCUCUCUUUCUUUUUUCAUAUAUUUUCAUACACUUCCAUACACGAACCAUCUUGGGUUUUUUCUUUUGUCAAUUUGUGGUUCGAACAGUAAUUAAAAUGCUGUUAGUUUGAUUAUAUAAAUAUGUAUAUCAUCAAAGUCUGAAAGCAA
Molecule: messenger RNA, 2405 nt
Organism: Prunus persica (peach)
Lineage: Eukaryota; Viridiplantae; Streptophyta; Magnoliopsida; Rosales; Rosaceae
Product: probable serine/threonine-protein kinase DDB_G0282963
Exons: 1
Coding region: 678-2087 (469 amino acids)
Source: RefSeq, a predicted model, not a curated record